UUUGGAUGCUAUCUUUUAAGACAUCGAAGGGCAAGCGGCAACGCUCGUUUGCCGGUCUUGCCCUACGCUAAUGCCAUCUUACAGUAUGCCAAUAAUAUUAAACUAUUAGUGACAGUCGAAUCUGUCGAAUAUGGUGUGAAUGUGAAGUUUUGUAGUGUAAAAACUAAAUUUUAUAUAAAGCAUUAAUCUUUAGACUAACUAAAAUCGAAAGUUAAUGUUUAUUGAUAUGAAAAAUAUAGCAUAAGCCGUUUCAUAUCCACCAAUGAGUAUCGGGUCAAUCGAGUUCGAUUACAGUUGUAACUCUGUUUACGUGUGUUUUUGAAAGAGAACUUGACUAUAAAACAUUCAUUUUUUUAAUUAUAUUGUCUUUAUGAUGUAUAAAAAUAAUCUGAAUGAAUGUUUUGACAAUUUCGUUACAAAAAGGUUUUGGAUUGUUUACUGACUUCGACUGAUAUAGUUUUAGUAUUUAUGGUUUUGAUAUCUAAUAGAUUAACAACAGUAUAAAAAUGAAAUCACUAAAUGGUUAUGUUGAUCAUUUUAAUGGAAUAGAUAAAGUUAACAUGAAGUCCAAAAAACGUAAACAUUCUGUGACAGUAAUAGAAAAGGAAGAAUUAAAAAAGUUAUGUUUAGAAAAUUCUAAAGACACACAAGAUCACAACAAAGAAUCAUCUAAAGAUCAUAUUGAAACUGAUGAGUACAAAAUACAGUCUUCAAAUCAGUUAAUUAAAUUUAUGUAUCAAUUAGAUGUUUCAAUACUUUGUGCUGUGAGGAAGGUUAUACAUAAGGAUAAGUAUCCAUCUGUUCUAGUCACAUUUGAAGAUAAUGAAAUUGAAUCAUUUCACAAUGUUUCUAUUCAUUAUAAUAAUGAAAGCGUUAAUGUUCACAUUGAAUAUAUUGACAAUCAUUAUGUAGAUGAUAUUGGCUUCUCUGCAUUAUUUAUGAAGAAAAAGCAAAGUUUUGCUAUACAAAACUAUUUUAAUAGUUUUGUCAAAUAUUAUAUCAACAGGGCUGAUAGUUCACAAAAUGACAUCAAAAAUAUUGUUCUCUAUACAAAUGCAGAUUUAGCCCUCACAGAAGAAAAUGUAUUGAAACAAGCACGUGUUAAAAACUUCUAUCCUUUUAAAUUUGAUCGUGUGAAUACAGAUAAAAGUGAAAUUGUGAAAGAUUUCUUAUUUACAAGUGCAGAUGAUGUACAUGUUAGUUUUUAUCAGCUCUCAGAAGAUGAACUGACAAGAAACAAAUUUUUUAAAUAUUUAGAACUUCCAUUAGCCACUCAUAAAAUGAUAGAAGAGAAACAAUUAUCUAAAAAAUUUCAGAAGAAAAUGAAGAAGAAGUUUAUGAACAAAUUGAUUUUUGCAGUUAAUCAACCCAAUAGGGAAAAAUUAAAUUACAUAAUUAAAAAUGAAAUAAAAAACAAUACUAAAUAUGAUUAUAUGGAAAUGCAAGAAAAAGUACUAUAUAGUUUAGCAUCUCCAGGUAAAAUUGGUUUUGAAAUUUUGUAUGAGUUUAAUAUGUUAUUAGCUCUUAUACAUGAUAUGUUUCUUCAUCAGAAACUAUCAUCUGUGAGUUACAAAAUGUCAAAUACUUUUAAUGUGAUAACUAUUGAUUACAAAGGUAAAAUAUCUUAUAUAAAAACUCAUCCAACUGAUAAAAAGAUUAAUUUUACUCAAUUAUUCCCAAUUUCAAAAAAUAAAAGUUCAAUCCUUUCAGUAAAUAAACAACUAGCUCUAUUUAUAGAUGACACAGAAAACAUUGACAGCUUAAAAUAUUGUGUAAUUUUCACUAAUGCUAAUCUAGAUAUAACAGAGAAAAAUCAGUUAAAAAAAGUUCGAGCAAAAGAUUUUCAUCCCAUAAAAUUUAACAAAGUUGAUAUUCAAAAGAAAAAAUAUAAAAUUUUUAAAAAUUGUUCUUAUCUAAAUGUUGAUGGUUUGUAUCAGUUUGCUCAAGAAGAUACAGCAAUAAUUUUGAAUCUUUUGCAGUAUCCAUCAUUUGAAAAAACAAAGAAAGAAGAGAAUUUCAAACAAAAGAAUGAAAUAAAAGAAAUAUUUCUACACAAACUCAUAUUUGCAUGCAAUCAAUCUAAUGCAGAAAAAAUGAUUAAUGAUAUCAGAAGUAAUAUAGGUACAUCAGAAGUCAUUUAUAAUUAUGAAGAGUUACAUGAAGUUAUACUACGUUGGUUAGAGUCUCAUAAAAUUGUUCCUAUUACAGAAAAACUUUUAAGGAUACUUUUAGAUGACGUAAAAAAUGCUAAGUUAAGUCAAGUCAUGAUCAAGACUAAAAGUAUUGAAGAAGAAAUCAAAUUUACUAAAAGUGUAUGUGGGACCGAAAAUGGCCCUAUAUUCAAUUAUAUUUUAAAUUUUGUAACUAGCAGCAAAGGAAAACACUAUUUUGACAUUUUCAAAGAAAAUGGAAUCAAGUUAUCAAAUUUAUCAAACAUCUUAAAUGGUGUUGGAUCAGAUGUUCCACAAAUUAUUGAAAAACUUUUUUUGUUAUGGUUUGAUUAUAAAAACAAUAGAACUCACUAUUUGACAAAACUUCAUGAAAAUGGAAUUAGCUUAACAAGUAUUACAUUAAUUUUAAAAGGUUCCAAAUCAAAUGCACCUGUUAUUUUUGAAGAAUUAUAUCGGCUUUGGUUUGAUGAAAAUGGUAACAAAACUUACUAUUUAACAACUUUCGAGAAAGAAGAUAUAAAGUUGACUAAUAUAGCAAAUAUUUUGCAUGGAGCUGGACCUUAUGCUCCAAUUGCUUUUAAGGAUUUAUAUAAUUUAUGGUUUAUGAAAAAUAACAAAACUAAAUUUUUGAAAACUUUGGAAUAUUAUGGUGUAAAACUCAUGAAUGUUUGCAGUAUAUUGCAUGGAGCUGGUGCUAAUAGUGCUAAAUCAUUUCAAGAUUUAUAUAACUUGUGGUUUGAUGAUGAAGGAAAUAAAACACAAUAUUUAAAAUGUUUAGAACAAAAUGGAUUAACUUUGUCUAAUCUAACAUCUAUAUUGCAUGCAUCAGGUUCCAAUGCAGCAAAUACAUUCAAGAAUUUGUAUGAUUUAUGGUUUGAUGAAAGUGGAAAUAAAACACAAUAUUUGAAAACACUUGAAGAAAAUGACGUAAAUAUUACUACUAUGACUAAUAUAUUAAAAAAUUCUUUAUUUAAUAUUGUCAGUUCGUGUAAAAAUUUAUAUCACUUAUGGUUCAAUGAAAAUGGAUAUAAAACUGAACGUCUAAAAAAUUUUGAAAAAGGAGGAUUGACAUUACUACAAUUAUCAGCAAUUUUAAAUGGAUCAGGUACUCGUGCUGUCAAAAGUUUCAAUGAUCUACAUGAUCUCUGGUUUAAUCACGAAGGAACUAAAACGCAGUACCUUAAAGUUUUAGAAGAAAAUAAAGUAGAUCUAGUUACUAUUAGUGCUAUUUUAAGUCAAGCAGGAGCUAGUGCUGUAAAAAGUUUUAUAGAUUUAUAUAACUUUCUAUUUGAUAAGGAAGGAAAUAAAUCUCUUCAUUUCAAAGUACUAGAAAAUAAUAAUGUUAAUCUUGUUAUUAUUUCUCAUAUAUUGCAUGGAGCUGGUUCAAAAGCUGUAAAAACAUUUAAAAAAUUGUAUAAUCUUUGGUUUGAUAAAGAAGGGAAUAAAACUAAAUAUCUCAGUAAUUUUGAACAAAAUGGCAUAAGUUUAGCUAAUAUAUUAGAUAUGUUAAAUGGAGCUGGAAUGGAAUCUGCAGAAACUUUCAAAGAUUUACAUGAUGCAUGGUUUGAUGAAGAAGGGAACAAAAUGCAAUAUUUAAAAAAGAUAGAAGAAAAAGGUAUUGAAGCAUCUAAUUUAGGCCUUAUAUUUAAUAAAUCUGGAGUCAAUGCAGCAAAACAUUUUAGAGAAUUGUAUAAUUUAUGGUUCGAUAAGGAUGGUAAUAAAACACAUUAUUUACAAAUUUUAGAAGAAAAUGAGAUAGAUUUUAUAAGUGUGUCGAAGAUCUUAGGUAGAGCAGGCACUAAUGCUGUAAAAGCUUUUAAAGACUUAUUUAACUUAUGGUUUGACGAACGUGGGAAGAAGAAACAAUACUUAAAAGUUAUGGAAGUAAAUGGUAUAAAUGUUAAUAACUUCUCCACUAUACUAUCUGAAUCUGGAUGUAAUGCUGCGAAAAAUUUCGAAGAUGUAUAUUUUAUUUUGUUUGACAAUGAAGGAAAUAAAACAAAAUAUUUUCAAGCUCUUCAGAAGAAUGGAAUAAAAUUUUCUAAUUUAUCUCAAAUUUUACAAGGAUCCAGUGGUAAUUCUGUAAAAGCCUUGAAUGAGUUUUUAGAUGUCUUGUUUGAUCAAAAUGGCAAAAAAACUGAGUACUUGAAAAUUUUGGAAAAAAAUGGCAUCAAACCAGUUCAUAUUUCUAGAAUUUUUAUAAGAAGUAAUUCUAAAGCUGCCCAAAUGUUUAAGGAUUUAUGUAUAUUAUGGUUUGAUACUGAUGGAAACCGAACCCGAUUUUUUAAAAUAUUUGAGAAAAAUGGAUUGAGAAUAACAAAAAUAGCUAGUGUUAUGAAUAAUGCUGGCUACAAUCCAGCUAAAGCAUUCAUGUACUUACACAACUUAUGGUUUGACAAAGAUGGACACCAGAGACAACAAUUCAAAAAAUUAAAAAAAGAAGGAUUAAAUAUAGACAGUAUAAUCAACUGUUUGAAUAGUGUCAAAAAUUCUUAACUAUGUAAAGACAAUUUGAUACAAAUAGAAGUAUUUCAUUAUAAAAUAACUGAUAUGUUUAUAAAUUCACAUGAAUUUAUAAAAAUUCAUAUGAAUUUAUAAAAUUCGCAAA
Molecule: messenger RNA, 4779 nt
Organism: Phymastichus coffea
Lineage: Eukaryota; Metazoa; Arthropoda; Insecta; Hymenoptera; Eulophidae
Exons: 3
Coding region: 507-4667 (1386 amino acids)
Source: RefSeq, a predicted model, not a curated record